UCUUCCAAUCCAGACAAAAGGAGAGGACGGAUCCGCUGCGAAGCGCACUGAGCCGAGCAUCUGAGCACCUUGGAGACUCCACGGGUUUGAUCCGACGCGCAAGAACGCACCGGCACACCGACGCACACGCCCCCCCAGAUCCACCUGAAACCCCCAAAUCUGGUUAAUUGUCCUGUGUGAAGGGCGAGGAAAGGCAGUCUGAGCCCCGGUUCAAUCGCAGCCAGAACACCGUGUUCCCAUGAUGUCAUACCUGUGGAUUCUGCUAUUAGGAAGCCUGCUGGCUGCAAGCGCCAAGGCACAAGACGUUGAAGGCCCAACAGAUGAGGCAGUGGAUCCUGCUACCCCGGUCCCUGAAACAGAUGCACGGCCUGCGGUCAUAGAAGAACCUGUCGACGACGAAGACACCGGCCAUACGGUCGAGGAAGAAGCAACAACGGAGGAUGAGGUUGAGCCCACUGUUGAGCCUGCAGCUGAUGCUGAUGAACCAGUGACUCCUGCAGCCGAGGUCGCAGAAGAAAGUACUACUGCGGCUGAAGAAGCAGAACCAGAAACUCCUGCUGGUGAAGGAGUCGCAGAACCAGAAACUCCUACAGCAGCAGACACAGAGGCGGAAGCAGCUGCAACGACACAAGAGCCCGCAGCUAUUCCAGAUACAGAUGUUGAGCAACCAACCGACAAUGGAGAAGAGGAACCUACCUCAAGCAUUGAUGCAACAGCUGCUCAGGAGGAGGAUGGAGCUGAUGACCAGACCCCCGCAGUGACAGAUUUACCUGUAGGAGGUAAUGAGGAAGAACCAACAGAUCCUGCUGCUGAUGUAGAACCAACUGAUCAGGAGGUCGUUGUAGAAAACAUAGUACCAGAGGUCAGAACAGGAGUGGAGGCCCCUUUACCUUCAAUUAAAGCUGACGUUGUACCUAAGGUGAAAGCAGAUGCAGAACUUGAGGCAGUGCACAACCCAUCACAUCCAGGAAAGAGCCGCAGUUCUGGGGCACAUUCUGCUGGCGCCACAGGAGAGGCAGCCGAACCUGAAGCCAAAGAGGCCAGCUCUGGCUCUUUAGCAGCCAUCGUGAGUGCAAUUGCUGUAUCUGUAGUGGGAGCAGUCGUUGGAUACUUCACCUAUCAGAAGAAGAAACUGUGCUUCAAAAACAGACAGGAAGCGGAUCCAGAAGCUGCACGCAAAGCUGAUGCAGCAGAGGCUCAGUCAGAUCCCCAGGUCCUUAGCAACCUGUUGAACUCCUCCUAGACCAGCAAUGAUCACAUGACUGCCUAGACCAACUACAGGCAAGCAAAGUGGCAAUCUCACUGUUAGGCCCUACCUUCUGUAGAGCUACAUUACUGUGAGGCCCCAGAGUAGGGCUGUGUGUGUUUCUGUCUGUUUGAUUGUGUGUGUGUAUGUUGGACUGUGUGAGCCUGUGUGUGUGAGUGAGAGAGAGAGACUGUGUGAGUGUGCAUAUGUGUGUUCAUUCUUGUGUGUGUGCAUAUAUGUGGGGACAAAUGAGUUAGAAAAGAAAUAGCAAGUAGAUAUAUGUGAACCUUAGGGCUUUUAUGAUUGUUGCAAAAUAGACAUUUAUUGAAAUGAUUGGUCGAACUUUCUACUUUAAACCAAAUCCAACAACUUUUUUUAAGACUGGAUAUUAAAGAGAUUAAAUCUCAAAUUAAGUGUGACCAUGAGAUGGCAAAAUUAUAGAACUACCUUUUUUAAUUUUAUUUGUAUGGCUACUAUCCAGCUCUAGAAAUUCAGUGUGAAUAUAAACCAGUGACAGAUAUUGAUGUUGUAGACAUUCAACUUUGUACUGAAUUCUAAAGUGUUUUUUCCUUUCUUUUUUUUGCCAUUUAUGUCAUUGUUUUAGCCACCAAUAUGAUUUCGGAAAUCCACUGGCACUAUUAAGUAAAACAUAUAUGUCCUUUUCAUUGUGAUUUCCUGCAGUGCAAAUGCAGGGUAGACGGAUAACAGGGGGUUUCAAUAACUACCGCUGUAUUUCCUGAAUUCUGGCUAGGAAAAAUAGUGUAGGAUUACAAUUAUAGGAUUCUGGGGAUACAGUUAUAUGGUCCAACGCAUGUUCACUGGGCCUCUAAUGUCACUGUAUGCUUGUGUGUGUGUUUGUGUGUGUGUCUUUUUUGAUUGGUGAAUGGGCUUAGUUUUAAAUUAUGUUGGGUGAUUACCAUUCCUCCUCAGUUCAAUGAAUUGAUAAUGAAAUUAUGAUUGAAAUUAAAAUGAGUGAAUCUUUUAAUUAAACACACGAAAAAUCUAAAUGAAACAAAACAAAAAAAAAUAUCCCAAUUUAUUAUCUUUUGAACAUUGCAAGAAUAUAUAUUUGAAAUUGAUUGAGGUGAGUUGAAGUGAAGACCAGUUCAACCCUGUUCCUGUCAAUGUAUGAUUGUUCACCUGACACGGACAAAAGAGGUCUUGUAGAAAUGUAUUAGACAUUGUUCUGAUGUAGUAUGUGUCAGUCUAGUUGUGAUGCAGUAAUUUCUCCUCUAUAGUGCCUUUACUGACACAGCCUGGCUUGACCAAUCUACAGACACACAGGAAAGAGAUCUGGGACAAUAAAAGUAAAAACAGCCAAAAUAGUAGAUGAAUGUAUCAAAUACAUUAGAAUGAUUAAUUAUUACAUUAAAAUUGAGAAACAUAGGAUCUUAAUAAAUACAUAAAUUAUCAUUUUGGUGGUUGAAAAGCCUCAGCGUGAACUGUAUGUAUGUGAAACUGUUCACAUGGGUCUAGUUUUUAUUUCCAGUACUUUUUCAACUACUAUUGCAUUCCAAACUUUUUUACAGCCUCUGUUAAUUUCAGCAGUAAAACUCUCCUCUUUGUGUCUCUUUAGUUGAGCAAGCCAGUUGCUGUCACAGUGUUUUUGUAUCAUUCAUAUUUCCAUUCACCUGUGAUUUUUAUAUGGAUUUUUACAUCUAGCAGUGGUGCCUCAAAGAUGACACAGAUAGUCUUUAGUCAACUCGUUUGCUGUGGUAUUUUGUGAUUAUUAUUGUGAAAUGCCUCAGAAGCAGCGCUACAGCAUAAAAAUAAAAAAAGCCCAACUGUUGUUGUUUUGUUUUUUGCCACUGUAGCACAAAAAAAUAUUAACUUCUGAAUGUCUUUUUGUUGCCUUGCAGUUUUGUACUUACUCUGCUCCCUUUAAACUUUGAAAAAGGGUUAUAGAGGUUGCAUAGUGCUGCAGUUCAUGUAAACUGUGUUACUUGUAAAGCACCAUAUAGCUGCAAUACAGGACAGAGACUGUUGCUAACAGCCUAGCCUCAAGAUGAGAAAUAUUAAUAGUCUGAUGUCACAUAUCGAUUAAUCCUACUGUAUAAACUGUGGGCUGGACGCUGGGUCAAAGCUCUGUUUGAAAUGCCUUCUUAUCCUUUAAUCUGUGAUAGACUGAGUUUCUCUUGACACAUUGAACAAGUGGAUAGUGUCUGAAUUCUCUUUACUGCAUCUGCUUCAAUGGCAUGGGGGGAUAAUGCACAAAAUACCUGAUAAUAGUACAAGCUUUUAGAUAUAGCCAGUGAUGCCUUCAAAACAGAAAAUACUCCUUCUAAUGCAGUACCUGCCCACUUUGUACUCUCUAAUAAGUGCAAUAGGAAUCAACAAAAGCACUCUGCUGUCCUGCAGUGCACCUUCAGAAACCUUUCUGUGGCUGAUUUGAUGUAAAGCAGACACCCUAUCCCUACAAACGGAACAAGGCCUGCUUGUGUUUUGAGCAUUAUGGUCCACUCUACAUUUAGUCCCAAGCCAGUCAGAUUCCUUGUAAACACAAGUGACUGGAGCAUAGCAUCCAAACCAGAAUGUAAAACAAGGAAAUCAUAGACUUAUUGGGUCCUGAAGUGCACUUUCCAGAUAAUGUUAGGGCAUCAAUCAUUGCGCUGACCAGUCCUGCCUUAUGUCGCCUCUUGAAUAUUCCAGAUAGGAAAACAAAGAACAAUGUUGUCAUCAGAAAGAAACUGAAACAAGCAAGAGAUGUUUUGCAGGUGAUUUUAAUAACAUAAUCUCUAUGGGAGAAGCACUUUCCUAUCCUGUAUACAUCUUGAUUCAUUAAACAUAUUUAGACAAUUCAUUUUUGAUUUAGACUAGUGGCUCUUCCUUUUUAUUUAAAUAUUCUGUGUUUUUAUUUUGUGUAGAAACUGUCUUCUUCAUUUUUUGUCAUCUGGCACUUGUGUUGUUCUUCUGGAAUUGUGUAAAUAAUGUUUGAGGAGUCAAUUAAACAGUUUUCGUGGGA
Molecule: messenger RNA, 4208 nt
Organism: Morone saxatilis (striped sea-bass)
Lineage: Eukaryota; Metazoa; Chordata; Actinopteri; Moronidae
Product: proteoglycan 4
Exons: 12
Coding region: 239-1243 (334 amino acids)
Biological process (GO): homotypic cell-cell adhesion; T cell extravasation; positive regulation of neutrophil extravasation
Source: RefSeq, a predicted model, not a curated record